AUGACCUAUAAUGAUGUACAUAUCGACUUCACUCGGGAAGAGUGGAGUUUGCUGGAUACUUCUGAGAAGAAUCUCUACAAAGAUGUGAUGCUGGAGACCUACAAGAACCUCGCUGAUAUAGUUUCCAUCAAAGACAUAAGAGGACACAUACUGGAGAGAAACACUAUGAAUGUACUCAAUGUGGUAAAGCCUUUCCUCAGCACAGUCAUCUUCAAAGUCAUAAGAUGUCACAUACUGGAGAGAAACCCCAUGAAUGCAAUCAGUGUGGUAAAUCCUUUUCUUGUCAUAGUAACCUUCAAAUGCAUAAAAGAGUACAUACGGGAGAGAAACACUAUGAAUGAAAUCAAUGUGGUAAAGCCUUUUCUUUUCAUAGUCAACUUCAAAGUCAUAAAAGGACACAUACUGGAGAGAAACCCUAUGAAUGUAUUCAGUGUGGUAAAGCCUUUUCUCGUCACAGUCACCUUCAAAGACACAAAAGGACACAUACUGGAGAGAAACACUAUGAAUGCAAUCAGUGUGGUAAAGCCUUUUCUUGUCAUAGUAACCUUCAAGUGCAUAAAAGAACACAUACUGGAGAGAAACCCUAUGGAUGCAAUCAGUGUGGUAAAGCCUUUUCUAAGCACAGUCUUCUUCAAGGGCAUAAAAGAACACAUACUGGGGAGAAACCCUAUGAAUGUAAUCCGUGUGGAAAAGCCUUUUCUUGUCAUAGUAACCUUCAAGGGCAUAAAAGGACACAUACUGGAAAGAAACCGCAUGAAUGUCAUCAGUGUGGGAAAGCCUUUUCUUGUCAUGGGCACCUUCAAAAACAUAAAAGGACACAUACUUGAGAGAAACACUAUGAAUGUAUUCAGUGUGGAAAAGCCUUUGCUGAGCACAUUUCCCUUCAAAUGCAUGAAGGAACACAUAAAGGACAAAAGCCUUAUGAAUGAAAUCAAUGUGGUAGAAUCUUCACAUUUCGAAGCACUGUUAAUGGCCAUAAAAAACACAUACUCGAGAGAAAUCAUAUGAUUAUCAAUGUGCAAAGCCUUUGCUGU
Messenger RNA from Cricetulus griseus (Chinese hamster), 1034 nucleotides. Lineage: Eukaryota; Metazoa; Chordata; Mammalia; Rodentia; Cricetidae. The record is from RefSeq and is a predicted model, not a curated record.